Molecule: messenger RNA, 1896 nt
Organism: Diaporthe batatas
Lineage: Eukaryota; Fungi; Ascomycota; Sordariomycetes; Diaporthales; Diaporthaceae
Exons: 2
Coding region: 634-1830 (398 amino acids)
Source: RefSeq, a predicted model, not a curated record
GAGGGACAAAAAAAUGCCUAAUCCAAUUAUACAUAGCGUUCUUAGCGUAGGCCGCCGAGUGAGCAACAGGGUGGCGGCAUGUGGCACAGGUCUCUUAGUGCGGCUCUGUCAGCAGGCUGUGUAAAUCCACUUCCACACCCACGUGGCCGUCUUUAUUAGUGAGUCUUACAUUGUCAUUCUUUAGCUGCACAUGCUCUGCGGUCUCUGCACCCGACUCAUGACACGAGUCCUGUCGGUUGUCAAAAUCUCAGAGCACCCUUUUUCUACACAAGCCGCCCAUAAUUGAUUGUAGUCUCAUUCAAAAUCCAACAAUGCAGCUGCUCAUUCAUUGUUCGGUUGGUGGUCGUUCUUUGUGGUCGUCCGCUCUGGAGGGCUGUCUCAGGCCUGCGACCCGGCCCAUCUUCACACAUGCUGCCAUGCCAACUCCCAACCAUCCUUUCAGAGUCUAUGGCACAGCCUGUCACCCUAAAUAGUACAAAGGUGACCAGCGACCCGGCUCACCCGCAGCGUACGACGGACAAGUGGACGUCUUAGCCCCUCGAAGCAAGACACUUUCCAACAACUUCAGAUAUUUUAUUAAGCGCAAAGCGGAAGCAACAACAAUUUGCAAAAUAAUCUCUAACCAAGGCAGUCAUGGUGGCCGAACCGAGAUACCUGCAGUACUUCCUCACCCAGGCCAAGCUGAAGACACAAGACAACCUCGGGCUCCUCCUGGUCGACAAGGAGACCCAAAAUGGACGCAGUGUCAUCAAAGCCUGGAAGAACGCGAAAAGCGGACCUCUCGACAACGUGCUGUCGGACCCCGACCAUAAAUUUCUCCUCCGCCCAGACCGAGCCAACCACAUAAUCAUCUACCCCGGCGCGUUCAACCCGCCUCACAGAGGACACAUCGACACGCUGCUGGACGGAUUCAAAAACAGCGGCCCAGGCCUCAACAUCGUCGCGACCAUCGUCGCCCCGACGGGCGACAACGAGCUCCGCGCCAAGGAGGCCACCAGGAGGGCAAAGGGGGAGCCGGCGACCCAGGUCAUGCUGGACCAGAGGCAGCGCGAGGACCUGCUCAGGGGCGGCCUGGCUAGCCUGACGGGGCUCGCGAGCCACACCAAGGUGUGGACGUUCCCCGGCCUCGACCCGUUCAAGGGGUACCUGGAGGUCGUGAAGAAUCUCGCCCUGGCUGAGGGGUACGCCAUCGAGUUCCUGAGCCUGAAGGGGCCCGACCACCUGGUCUUCGACAGGCCCAUCCUCUACCCCACGUACCCCAACUGCAGGAAGAUCAUCUUCACCGAGGCCACGCGGCGGAUGGACAAGGAGGCGUGGCAGCAGGAUGGGAGACCGCGGAACCUCAAGGGGGGGUGGAAGCCGUGGUCAUGUAUCGGCCGCAUCCACGCCGCUGGUCGCGAGGGCGUGGUGUGGAGGAGCACAAUCGAGGGCGCGGGUGACUGUGAGGUCAGGCUCCUCACGGAUCCGGACAGGACGGGCAAGCUUGAGACCAGUUCGACCAAGAUCCGGAAUCUGAUGACGGACCCGCAAAAAAAGAAGGAUCGCAAAAGUCUCGAUGAGGAACUCGAAAAGGCCGGCGCCUUCUGUAUUGAUAUGCUUCUUGAGUUCCACGAGGAUAAUACUAAAACGGGAAAUACUCACAGCGGAAGCAUUCAGAGGGGAAAUACUCAGACAGGAAACACCCAGUCGGCGAAAACUCAGUCGGGGAAUGUGCAGGUGGCACCUCGUAGCGGAAAUACGCAACCGGAGAAGGUUCAGAGGGCAAAUACUGAUGCGGGAAGUACCCACGGGAGAAAGAUUGUACAGCCGUCAAAAAAGAAGACUCUGUGAGAUUGGCUAGUGUAACGGUGGGAGAGAUCAAUGCUAUUUACUAGUGAAAUCGAAAACUAUAUCUAA